Cimex lectularius (bed bug) is the source of this 550-nucleotide messenger RNA. Its product is annotated as 40S ribosomal protein S15Aa. Gene Ontology annotation, cellular component: cytosolic small ribosomal subunit; ribosome. The transcript is spliced from 4 exons. Bases 113 to 505 code for a protein of 130 amino acids. The record is from RefSeq and is a predicted model, not a curated record. Gene Ontology annotation, molecular function: structural constituent of ribosome. NCBI's taxonomy places the organism in Eukaryota, Metazoa, Arthropoda, Insecta, Hemiptera, Cimicidae. Gene Ontology annotation, biological process: translation.
AUUUGAAAGUUUUGAUCGGGUCGUCAGAGGCAGUGAUCAGCUUACUUCCUUUUGAUCCGAUCCCUUACGUUCCCUGUUUUGUUUUGAAGGAGAAAAUCAUUUAUAUCGCAGGAUGGUGCGGAUGAAUGUUUUGAGCGAUGCUCUCAAAUCUAUUAACAACGCUGAGAAACGAGGAAAGAGGCAAGUCCUCAUUCGACCUUGUUCCAAAGUCAUUAUCAAGUUUUUAACUGUUAUGAUGAAGAAAGGUUAUAUAGGAGAAUUUGAAAUUAUCGAUGAUCAUAGAUCUGGGAAAAUUGUUGUCCAACUUAAUGGCAGGUUAAACAAAUGUGGUGUCAUCUCACCAAGAUUUGAUGUACCUAUCACUCACAUAGAAAAGUGGACAAAUAACCUCCUACCCUCAAGACAGUUUGGGUAUGUAGUACUUACAACAAGUGGAGGCAUUAUGGACCACGAAGAAGCAAGGCGGAAACAUCUUGGGGGGAAAAUAUUAGGAUUUUUCUUUUAAUAAAAGUGGCGAGAUGUAAAAUAUACUUUUUUCCAUUUCGUUAAA